AUGACCCUCACCUCCCGCACCCCCUUCCAACUCUCCGGCCGCUACGCCCCCAGAAACAAAUGGGAAGUCCUAAACGGUCCCGACGACUCCCGCAUCACCGGCGAGCAGAUCCUCCACGACGAAAACCUCCUCAACGCCUGGAGUGACAAAGUCAUCCUAAUCACAGGCGUCUCCUCCGGGCUGGGCGUCGAAACCGUCCGCGUCCUGGCCCUAACCGGCGCAACCAUCUACGGGACGGCCCGCAACCUCGAGAAAGCCAAAGAGGCAUUGGGGUCGCUACUGGAUACCGGGCGUGUUCAUCUACUCUACAUGGAUCAAACGGAUUUAUCCAGCGUGCGCGCCUGCGCAGAGGCCUUCCGCCAGCAGAGCACCAAGCUGAAUGUAAUGAUCAACAACGCAGCGGUGAUGAAUACGCCCGAGGGACGCACGAAGGACGGUUUCGAGACGCAGUUCGGGACGAACCAUCUCUCGCAUUUCUUGCUAUUCUGGUGUUUGAAGGAUCUGCUUCUGGAGAGUUCCAGCGCGGCGUUCCACUCGCGCGUCGUGAACGUCUCCUCGGCGGGGCAUCGGUACGGGCCCGUCCAGCUGGAGAAUAUCAAUUUCGAGGGAAACUAUAACGGCUGGUUAGCGUAUGGGUCUAGCAAGACGGCGAAUAUCUACAUGAGUAACCAGAUCGAGCGGUUGUUUGGGGAGCAGGGGCUGCAUGGGUAUAGUGUGCAUCCGGGGGCGUUUGUUAGUCCCAACUUGCAGAAGCAUUCGAAGGCGGAGAUGGAGGCGUUUUUGAAUGACGAAAAGAUGCGCAAGUAUCUGUCUAGUAUGGGGCAGGCGUGUGCGACGUCGGUUUAUGGGGCGGUGUCUAGUGAGUUGGAGGGGAGGGGUGGGUUGUACCUUGAGGGAGCGUCGGUUGCGGUGCAUCCUUGUCCUCCUGAUGGGGACGCUGCUGAGUAUGGGUAUGGUAGUUGGACGUUUGAUCAGGAGAAGGGAGAGAGGCUGUGGGAGUUGAGCAAGCAGUGGGCUAAGGUGGAGUAG
Messenger RNA from Aspergillus lentulus, 1029 nucleotides. Its product is annotated as putative short-chain dehydrogenase/reductase. NCBI's taxonomy places the organism in Eukaryota, Fungi, Ascomycota, Eurotiomycetes, Eurotiales, Aspergillaceae. The record is from RefSeq and is a predicted model, not a curated record.